Molecule: messenger RNA, 873 nt
Organism: Seminavis robusta
Lineage: Eukaryota; Bacillariophyta; Bacillariophyceae; Naviculales; Naviculaceae
Source: the annotation of a GenBank genome assembly
AUGCUGAGAGGGUGGAAUCAAAAAUCUGUGAAUCGAGAUGCUUCAUGGCCCGUGCAUGGACAACGCCGUAUAAGAGCACUAUUCAACCUUUGCUCAAAGGAUACAAGUCAGGAUGAUGGCGGGCGACGUGAUGAAUGCAGUGUUGUGUUUGUGGCACGUCAUCCAUCAUGCAUUUUUAUCUGGCAAGCCCCUUCGGAAGGUCGAGGAGGAUUGUCGAGCCCACGGCCUCCAAAUGAAAACUUUACAGCAACACACAAUGUCGAGACAACGCUCAUUACGUGGCAAGCUAUUCUGAACUUGAUGGGGCGCUCUCAAAAGAGAACAACUGAGCUGCAGGGAGAAGCCAUGGACGAACGGGAGUUUUUGUCUCAAGAGGAAGAGACAGUUGGAUUCAGCAUGGACCACUUCCAAGCAAUCAAAUCUCUCGUGUUUUGCUACUUUGGUGCGCACGAUGCUGGGGCAGAGUUAGCCAUCAAGAAGGGAGACAUCUAUCUCAAGAAAUCACCUGGAGGUCCUGUUGGAAGUGUAGAUUGCUUUUGUCGAUCAGUGUCCCUCUAUGAUGCCGCACGGAAGCACAAACGUAAACGGAGGUUCUGCCGAAAGCACGCAGUCGCCGCGAGGUCGACCAUGAGAGCAAUUGCCAGAAAUGAUUUGGCGUUGGCCAAUGAGCGCCUUGCGGACUAUUUGCUCAGCUCCUCCAAGCUCAACGACGGGGACAGGGAAGAUGCCCGGUUCAGACUGGAGAAGGCAAUUGAAUGUUACACAGAUUGGGGCGCUCUUGAAAAAGCCGAGCUCCUCCCACCCAAAUUGGAGGAUCUGAAGAACCAGCUGAGUGCGGCGUUUGAAGAGACGGCCACGUCUCAAUGCCUUUAG